AUGAUUGUGCUUUUUCUGGUGCUCGAGAUUGUGCUCAUGAUUGUGCUUUUUCUGGUGCUCCAGAUUGUGCUCACGAUUGUGCUUUUUCUGGUGCUCAAAAUUGUGCUCAUGAUUGUGCUUUUUCUGGUGCUCCAGAUUGUGCUCAUGAUUGUGCUUUUUCUGGUGCUCGAGAUUGUGCUCAUGCUUGUGCUUUUUCUGGUGUUCCAGAUUGUGCUCAUGAUUGUGCUUUUUCUGGUGCUCAAGAUUGUGCUCAUGAUUAUUGUGCUCAUGAUUGUGCUUUUUCGGGUGCUCCAGAUUGUGCUCAUGAUUGUGCUUUUUCUGGUGCUCGAGAUUGUGCUCAUGAUUGUGCUUUUUCUGGUGCUCCAGAUUGUGCUCAUGAUUGUGCUUUUUCUGGUGCUCGAGAUUGUGCUCAUGAUUGUCCUUCCGGACUGCUUCGACGUGCAGCCCGCGCUUGCCAAGCUGCGGCCUGUGCUUCUUCUGGACAGACCCGGCAGCCGCGCGCCCCACCCCAAACUACCGAGAGCGAAACAGCCCGAGUUUGCGAUUCCUGCGGGCCUAGCCUAG
Symbiodinium sp. CCMP2592 is the source of this 564-nucleotide messenger RNA. NCBI's taxonomy places the organism in Eukaryota, Dinophyceae, Suessiales, Symbiodiniaceae. The record is from the annotation of a GenBank genome assembly.